This is a messenger RNA of Paraphaeosphaeria sporulosa, 2087 nucleotides long. RefSeq lists its product as uncharacterized. The record is from RefSeq and is a predicted model, not a curated record. NCBI's taxonomy places the organism in Eukaryota, Fungi, Ascomycota, Dothideomycetes, Pleosporales, Didymosphaeriaceae. Bases 440 to 1759 code for a protein of 439 amino acids. The transcript is spliced from 5 exons.
CAGGGCGUGAGAGCGCACACAGCGGCGCAGAGCACAGCUGGGGCAUCGCCCUCGCUGCCCGUGCCUGGAGCAGCAGCGCGCAGGGAGAGCUAGCUGACGGUGCUGCGGACUGGCCGUCGCCUGCUGGGUCGCAAUUGAUGUGCGGCGCUCGAGGUUCUCGCGGCUGCUCGCUCGCCUAGAGGGGACUCGGGCGGACGAGCUGGGCCCCUCCUCAAGCCCCUCAUUAUCCGCCGCAAACUGCUCCCAGGCCAAAGCUUGCUUUGUCCGCCAGCCCGCCCUCACCUGCGACCAACACAGCUGCCUGUGCAGAGCUCGCCCACAGCUCAGGCCGCCGCCGCCAGAGCUCCCUGAAGCUGCCGCAAGCUCCCUGCCCGCCAUUGACAGCUGCCAGUCGCCCCGCCGCUGCCCUCCCACGGCGCUCGGCUCUGCCCGAGGGUAGAUGCUGGCCGCGAUGCCCCCACGAGCCUCUCUCACGGGGUCCUUCUCCGUGUCGGACGAGAACAAUGUCGUCGUCUGCCCGCUGCGCAACCACGACGGCUCAGCCUGUCGCAAGCGCUGCACUGGCGAAAAACGAUACCGCUCCAUGCAAGAGCACAUCCGCCGCGCGCACCCGGAGCACUACAUCUCGAAGCUCCCCGCUACCGAGGAGAGCUUCACGCUGAUGGUCAGCACCCCGCCACAACCGAUACAGCAGCAGCAGCUCCCUCCCACCACAACUGGCCCAGGCUACGACGUUGGCGAGCACAAUGCCUUCUUCCACGAGCAGUACGGCUCCAUGACGCCUCGUACGUCUGACGAGCUGCGUCGCCCGUCCCUGCUACCCGCUGCCACGGCGGCUGCCGCGCUGGCUUCGCUGCACAACCACCGUCCAGACUACGAUUGGGACUCUGACCAGGAUGCCAUGUCAGACCCCGACUCGAAGAGCUACCGACCGCGCGCUCGCUUUGCGCCCACCACCUUGGAACACCCAUACAAUGCUGCUGAAGAGCCAUACUAUACCGCUACCUCGUUGCAGCGUGAAUUGCUACCUUCUUCGCUGGCUCGAUCGCCGCCCGGCCGCUCUUCGACCUUGCCGCCGGCACCUCGCUCCAUAAAACCCAACAGACCCCGCAAGUCUUCGGUGGGACAGAAUGCUCGCAAGCCCAAGCACGAGCGACAUAGGUCCAAGGAUCAUGCGCGAAGGAUGAGUUAUGACCGUAAAGCAUUCUCAGCAGAACCACAAGCUGCAGCUGCCAUUCUCGGCAAACGAUGGGAGGACCUCAUCGAUGCCGCAGCUUCAGCGACUGAAGAGGACAGCAGAGACCUCACUCCGGUACCCGGAUCUCCCCACCAGUCUCCGCAUAUGCUUGGUCGGACAUCACUGCCGCCUUUCGUUGCUGCUCAAUUCAAUUCGUAUGCAGCGUCGCCGCUACAGCAAGCCCUGACGCCACCACCACCGGAGAUGUCAGAGCUGCAGCCAUUCCCUUCCGUCGAAUCGUCCAUCGAAUCGACAGCAUCAGCCGCUAACUUUCACAUUCCCUCACAAGGCCUUUCGGACUCUUCCCCGACGUACUUGCAUCCCGUCCAGAUCUACUGCGCAGCAUGUCGGAAAUUAUCGAUUCUCAAGGAGAGCUAUGCUUGCUCCGAAUGCAUAUGCGGUCUCUGCCAAGACUGCGUUGAUGUGCUCGUCAGCGAGCAUUCACGGGGUCGAACCGCACGGUGUCCACGUUGCGGCGCCGUCGGUGGCAAGUUCAAGCCAUUCCAACUCGACAUAAGAUGAACCAUGAUUACACGUACACACGACACCAUUCCUUCUUUACGAACACUAACGACAUUCUCUAACAUUUUUCUGGCUUCCACAUCGUUGGUAGAGGUUUCAACUGCAGGACAGCGGCGUUCGUGGGCGGUUUUCUGCAUAGAUCACAUCAUGUUUUUUGGGUCUGGCGUUAGUGAGCUUCAAAACUAUGCAUGGGAUCAUAGCGGCCGAGGCAGGCAGGCAGGCAGACAUGUGGCAAACAGCCACGAGAAGUAGUACCGCCUGGAGUACGUCUUCCAUAGCCCCGGUGAAUACAACAGCACGCGAGACAGCUUCGGCAUUUCUCUGCGCG